GUUGUUGUUACUGGAUAAUCAAGACAAUUGAGGUUACAGGUUAAAGGUGAAGGACGAAGAUGAAGACAACGUGAUUGAAAAUUAUUUGGAUCUUGACAGGAAGAGAGAAAGUAGAGGAGAUUAAAGCAAGGGAAGAAGAACGGAACACGGGAACAGGAUGCCUCGUCUUGAAGAAGUGACAACGCUUGAAGGACAUAUUGAACCCGUCUGGUGUGUUUCAUGGAGCCCGUUUGGUUCUCUACUGGCUACAUGUAGUGGUGAUAAAACUAUCAGAAUCUGGGGAAAGGAAGGCGAAAAAUGGAUUUGUAAAACUGUUUUAACAGACGGUCACACACGAACAGUUCGUUACGUCACCUGGUCUCCAUGUGGACAAUAUCUGGCGUCUGCUAGUUUUGAUGCUACCGUGGUGAUAUGGAGUCGUAAAGAAGGAGAAUUUGAGAGUAUCGCUACUUUAGAAGGUCAUGAGAAUGAGGUUAAAGCCGUGACCUGGUCGUCUUCUGGUAGUUUGAUAGCUACGUGUAGUAGAGACAAGAGUGUGUGGAUAUGGGAAGUGACAGAGGAUGAGGAAUUUGAAUGUGCCAGUGUCAUGACGUCACAUUCCCAAGACGUUAAACAUGUCAUAUGGCACCCAAAUAAGGAGAUAUUAGCAUCGUGUAGCUAUGACGACACAAUCAAAUUAUAUAAAGAAGAUAAUGACGAUUGGACGUGUUUUCAAACAUUGGCUUCACAUGAUUCAACAGUGUGGAAGAUAUGUUUUGAUCAAUCAGGAAGCAGAUUAGCUUCGUGCAGCGAUGAUAAGACUGUUAAAAUAUGGCAGGAAUAUCUCCCCGGAAACGAGGAAGGAAUAGUAACCCAUGGUAGCGAUUCUGUAUGGAAAUGUGUUUGUACUCUGAGUGGGUAUCACGAGCGAGCAGUCUACGAUAUUAAUUGGAAUCAUGUGACCGGCCAUCUUGUGACGGCGUGUGGUGACGACAGUAUUCGCGUCUUCGGUGAAGAUGCGGACUCAAAUAAAAACGAACCAAAAUUUAGUUUGAUGACAAUGAUAAAUCAUGCCCAUUCCCAGGAUGUUAAUUCAGUGUCAUGGAAUCCCAAAAUACCAAAUUUAUUGGCAUCAUGUAGCGAUGAUAAUCUGGUAAAAUUAUGGCGCUAUGUGGAAUAAAUUCUAUAUUAUAAUAUUUUAUAGUCUAUUACUACAAUAAAGAAACAUUUUAUCUACGGUAA
Patella vulgata (common limpet) is the source of this 1221-nucleotide messenger RNA. Its product is annotated as probable cytosolic iron-sulfur protein assembly protein CIAO1 homolog. Gene Ontology annotation, biological process: iron-sulfur cluster assembly. The record is from RefSeq and is a predicted model, not a curated record. The coding region runs from base 158 to 1159 and encodes 333 amino acids. The transcript is spliced from 4 exons. Gene Ontology annotation, cellular component: cytosolic [4Fe-4S] assembly targeting complex. NCBI's taxonomy places the organism in Eukaryota, Metazoa, Mollusca, Gastropoda, Patellidae. Gene Ontology annotation, molecular function: protein binding.